Lasiodiplodia theobromae is the source of this 960-nucleotide messenger RNA. RefSeq lists its product as uncharacterized. The coding region runs from base 1 to 960 and encodes 319 amino acids. The transcript is spliced from 2 exons. The record is from RefSeq and is a predicted model, not a curated record. NCBI's taxonomy places the organism in Eukaryota, Fungi, Ascomycota, Dothideomycetes, Botryosphaeriales, Botryosphaeriaceae.
AUGUUCGCUUUACCAGAUGCAAAGCGCGUCCGGCGCUCCGACCUCUUCUCCGCUCGUUCGCGCUCCGCAUCGCCCGCCUCAUCCACCCGCUCCGCCUCGUCCUCACCCGACCCCGAAGCCGCAGCCGCCCUUCUCCGCGCACGGCUCGACGCACAGCUCGGCGCCGCACCCGUCAUCGCCUCACCCGUCGCCACCGACACCGCAACAAAUCCCGACCCCAAAACCAACGACAACGCGCAAGAUGACGGCGACGAAGACGACGAGCUCGAAUUCCGCCUCUUCGCCGCGCCCACCAAGCCCGCAGCUACUGCACCCAUUCCGCAACAACGGUCCUCCUCCUCCGCCGCAACAUCCCAGCCCGCUGCUGUGCAAAAAAUCCGUCUCCGUUCGCCCUCGCUCGAUCCCGAUCGGCCUGCUGGCUUUGUCAAUCCCUCGCGCCCGCGCUCGUACUACUUCGCGCCCGCCGCCGAUUCGGCAGAGGCAAAGGAACAGCGCGCAGCAUACGCCGCCACGGCCGUCAGCGGCGCAGAAAUCCUUGAGCGCGCGGCUUCGAUACGGUGGCCGGGAUGCGCGGUGCCGUGGAAGGUGUCUGUGUUGGAUCCGGCGUCGGGGAAGCUGAGGAAGGCGUGUGUGAGACACGGGGAGCCUGCUGGUAGCGAUGCGGAUGAUGGGGAGGAGAAGAAGGGUGUGAAGAGGCGGAAGAGCAAAAAGGCACGGGUGGCGCUGAGGAAGAAGCGUGCGAAGGGGUUGGAACGUAAAGAGGCGGCGGAGCGGGCGGCGAAGGAGAAGGAGGAGGCGGAAAAGUUGAAGAGGCAGGAGAAGAAUCGGAAGCAGAAGUUGAAGAGGAGAGAAAAGGAGAGGGCGAGGAAGGCGGCGGAGAGGGGCGAAGGUGGCGCUGCUGGUGAGGAGGCUGGUGGAGAAAAGGAUGAGGAUGUGGUCAUGGGAGAGGACGAGGACUGA